GGCGACUAUGAGUUGGCGAAGUUCAUUCUGGUGACCAAUUGCUGUCCGCCUGCCAAACGCAAGUGUCUGCAUGUAGCGCUUGAGCAAGCUGCCCUCAAGGGUCACAUGCAAAUCGUGCGCUUGUUGGUGAGGCAUGGAGGCGACAUCGACCGGUCGGAUGAAUUCCUUGAUCCGCCCAUUUUCGCAGCUAUUCGGGGACGCUGCAUGCCUGUCAUCCAAUACUUCGUGUCAUUUGGUGCCAACAUGGAGGUGAGGAACAAGAGGGGCUGGACACCGCUCAUGCUGGCGGCGAGAAUCGGAGGGGAGAAGAUGGUGGAUUGCCUCCUAAACGCUGGCGCUGACGUGCACGCGACAGCCACAGGAGAGAAGACAGCGUGGUCCAUCGCCUAUGAACGUGGUCACAAGGCAAUAUGCAAACGCAUUUCCGAUGCUAUGGGACGUAAUCUUGACAAAUAA
Hydatigera taeniaeformis is the source of this 456-nucleotide messenger RNA. The record is from the annotation of a GenBank genome assembly. NCBI's taxonomy places the organism in Eukaryota, Metazoa, Platyhelminthes, Cestoda, Cyclophyllidea, Taeniidae.